AGCCAACACAGCAGCCAGAUCUUGAAGCGCAAGAACCGGUUGAAUGACUUGUUGUCGACAUCGCAGGAAGAGGUGAAGCGGCGGCCCCGCAACUCGUUCGAGGAGGACGAGGGGUUCGUUUACAAACGAAGCCAGGAGAACGGCACCACCAAGAAGAAGAAACAGAUAAGCACCCCCAUUGCCCAGUUGAACGAGGAGAUAGGCAAUAUUACUAGGGACGCGGAAGAUGAUGCCGACCUCCGGUUGUUGGACGUGCCGGUACGAAAGAAGCGAGGUAGGCCGCCCAAGGCCAAGCCCCACAACUUCUUGGACGAGUCCAGCUUGCAGUUGUCGUCGCCCAUCAAAAUCGACGAGCCCCAGGAGUAUGUGGAACAGGUUUCACAUCACAAGCUCACGUUGACCGAUACCGACGCGAUCGUGCCUCGCCAGGCUCGGGGCGACGGGCCUGGAGCCAGACGGUCGUCGUACUACAACCGUGGCAAGCGAGUGUCGUCCAUCGGAAACGGGUUCAACGGCGAGCCCCACCGCGAUGUGUCGGUGUCGGACUAUUACAAGUUGUUGGAUACCUCGUUGCCUGAACCUGACCGAAUGAGGCAGUUGCUAGUGUGGUGCUUGAAGAAGAAAUUGGAGCAGGAGGACCGCGAGGUCAAGCAGACCAGCGCCGAGGACCAGACGGUGGUCAAUAUCGCCAAGGUCAUCAAGGAGGAGGUUUUGCGCGACCUCAUGGACAAGCAGAUCUCCACCAGUUGGUACACCCAGGUGGCCCACCAGGAACCAGAAGGGAAAGAGGUGACGGUGCCGAACCCGCUCAAUGUGACCAACACCGAAAACAUCGAGGUGUACACGCACAAGCUCCGCAGCAUGGCCCAGGAGAAGCAACAAUGGCAACACGCCUAUGACGAGUCGGUGAGCACGAUCUCCAAGCUCACGUUGGCGGAUUCCCACGAUGCGGAAUCCGAAUUAAAGGAUUAUCUCGACCACAAACAGAACCCGUACCCCGCUAUUGUUGACGAUGCGUUAGUCACCAGGAUGACUAGUGAGUGUGCCCACAUCCAGAAUGAGGUGACGGCACGGCUCGAACCGUCAGUGGAUCAGCUCUACCACACCACCUACCAGUUGCACCGCACCUCGCAGUUGGUGGAGGACCUCGAGACCUCGCGGUUUCUGGCCAAGCUUGCCGUUCUUUUGCGGAGCUACAUGACAAGG
Molecule: messenger RNA, 1206 nt
Organism: Suhomyces tanzawaensis NRRL Y-17324
Lineage: Eukaryota; Fungi; Ascomycota; Pichiomycetes; Serinales; Debaryomycetaceae
Exons: 1
Biological process (GO): cell division; mitotic sister chromatid segregation
Cellular component (GO): MIS12/MIND type complex
Source: RefSeq, a predicted model, not a curated record